AUGCUACCGCGUGCACUCUGGCUCAGCUGCCUGCUUGCAGUAGCUAGGGCACAGUCAGAAGAAACCACCGCUACACCAAGCGAAACCAUCACAGCUCAAGACGGUGUGCCGACAAGCCUGGACGUGACCUAUGCGAGCAUAUCCACAACCAUUACUCUCCUACCGACUGCGGGAUCAUUAUCACCAACCACAGCGAGCAAUGGCAACGGUACAGCUCUGUCCACGGCGAGCGGCUCGCAGACAACCGAAGAUGUAACCUUGAUAGUGGGAGGCCAAACGACGCUAUCAAGCAACGGAACCAUGACCUCCAGCGGUGCGACGAGCAGGACAUCAACUUCAGCUGCCCCGGUCAACACGCAGCCCUGCAACGGCCAUGUCGAGUUCUGCGAGCGGAAGUACUCAAACAUAACCUACGUCGCCGCGCACAACUCGCCAUUUUCGCGGCCUGGCAACGCGGCGAGCAACCAGCUAUUACCCGUCACUUCUCAGCUCAAUGACGGCAUACGGAUGCUGCAGAGUCAAUCCCACUUCGUAAACAACACGCUUUACCUCUGCCACACAUCCUGCGAUAUUCUAAAUGCUGGCACCCUCGAAGACUACCUCCGCACCGUAACCCUCUGGGUCGAGGACCACCCCUUCGACAUCCUCACCAUCCUCCUCGGCAACUCCGACCUCGUCAGCGUCGAUAACUACAUCGCGCCAAUCCAGAACUCAGGCCUCUGGCCCUACCUCUACACACCUCCCACGAUCCCCCUCAGCCUGCCAAACUGGCCGACGCUCUCGAGCAUGAUACUGCGCCAGAAGCGCGUCGUGCUGUUCAUGGACUACAUGGCGAACCAGACAGCUGUGCCGUACAUCCUGGACGAGUUCCUGCAUAUCUGGGAGACGCCGUUCAGUCCGACGGACCCGACGUUUCCGUGCACGGUGGAAAGGCCGCCGGAAUUGCCGGAGGAGCAGGCCAGGGAGUCGCUCAUGUAUAUGGCAAACCACAACUUGAAUACUGGUUUGACUUUCCUAGGCAACGAAAUCCUUGUGCCGAAUGUUGCGCGCAUCAACCAGACUAAUGCGGUGGAGGGGCCGGGUAGUCUCGGGGCCAUGGCGGAAGAUUGUACGGACCUCUGGGGCCGUCCACCCAAUUUCCUUCUUGUGGAUUUCUACGAUGCGGGCAGCGGCAGCGUGUUCGAGGUCGCAGCAGAACUCAACGGUGUUGCAUAUGACUUGGAGUGCUGUGGCCUCAUCGAGCCGGCGGCGCAGGCGCCACGACGGCCUGGCGUGCUGCUUGCUGCUAUGGUGGCGGGCGUCGCUGCACUACUUUGCUAA
Messenger RNA from Coniosporium apollinis CBS 100218, 1320 nucleotides. RefSeq lists its product as uncharacterized. Bases 1 to 1320 code for a protein of 439 amino acids. Gene Ontology annotation, biological process: lipid metabolic process. The record is from RefSeq and is a predicted model, not a curated record. Lineage: Eukaryota; Fungi; Ascomycota; Dothideomycetes. Gene Ontology annotation, molecular function: phosphoric diester hydrolase activity. The transcript has 3 exons.